Messenger RNA from Xenia sp. Carnegie-2017, 720 nucleotides. RefSeq names its product general transcription factor II-I repeat domain-containing protein 1-like. The transcript is spliced from 4 exons. Bases 1 to 711 code for a protein of 236 amino acids. Lineage: Eukaryota; Metazoa; Cnidaria; Anthozoa; Malacalcyonacea; Xeniidae. The record is from RefSeq and is a predicted model, not a curated record.
AUGGGUGUGAAGGGGGAGUAUUUUCUUACUUACUUAGAAAGUCUUGGUUGUGAAGCAGUUGUUUUAUUCUUGGAGCCUGGUGAUUCUUGUCUUCAACAGUUUGGAACAGAAAAAGGAAUCAACUUUUUGAAUAAAAAUGAAAAAAUUGGUGUCAAUUUCGUUGAGUAUUUGGAUUCUCCAAAACAGGUUGUCAGAAAGUACCGGGUGUGUGAUGUGAUAAAACUAUUCAACCAGAAAUACAGUGAAGCUUGUGGGAAAAUGUGCCGAGUACCUUAUUUAAAAGGAGGAUUUACUGUUACUGGUUUGCCAGAAGGUAUUACAUUUAAAAAACCCAGUCAGUAUGGUAUUAAACAGAUUUCCAACAUGAAAAAUGCGCAGAAUAUUCAUUUCAAAAUAAUCGAAUCACCGCAAGUAGAAAAAGUUUUGACAGAGAAUCGUAAAUAUUCUGAUCAAGAGAGAGAAUGUUACCGAUCUGUGUUGAAGAAAGUUGUUUUUGAAGAAGCCAAAGUAUCAAUGUGCUUGAUACGUAACAAGCUGAUUGAAGAAUGCGAUUUGGUGGUAACUGAUGUAGAUUUGACAAAGUCAGAGCUUGAUUUGUUGACUGGGAAACUUAAAAAUUUUUUCAAACCUGAUGCCUUUGCGACUCUUAUUGCCAACUGUAAAAGCAGUCGAACACACGAAGGAUACAUUCUUCCGGUUUAUACUGACUAAUCCUUAACA